Molecule: messenger RNA, 4501 nt
Organism: Mugil cephalus (flathead mullet)
Lineage: Eukaryota; Metazoa; Chordata; Actinopteri; Mugiliformes; Mugilidae
Gene: itgb8
Product: integrin, beta 8
Exons: 16
Coding region: 546-2939 (797 amino acids)
Biological process (GO): integrin-mediated signaling pathway; cell migration; cell adhesion mediated by integrin
Cellular component (GO): focal adhesion; integrin complex; cell surface
Molecular function (GO): integrin binding
Source: RefSeq, a predicted model, not a curated record
CUCUUUAACUCUCACACAUCGCGGGCCGUGAGCAUCGUUACCAUGGCACCGCCUUAAAACACCGUGCUGCGUUUGGCGUGUGAUGUUCCGUCAGAACGCUGGUGCGCGCCGGCUGAUUGUUGGUACUCGCGUGUGUGGAGAUCCCGUCCCGGGAUGAGACUUCGCCGUCAGCUGUGAGAGACGAGCUCCAUCGUGGAACAGCGUGGGGACACGUCGCACACCUGCGGCCGGACGGAAAUAGAUGGAGGGACCUGAGCCGCAUGCAGCCGCUGUCGCCGCACACAAACGACCGCUUCACCUCCUCUCGUGGUCCACGGGGGAGCGCGCUUGUAAGCUGAUUUGACCCGGGGAUGUGAAUACCUCUCCGGGAUUAGAGGAGUUACUGGGUGAACGACAAUGUCCCGCGGCUCGGUCCGGCACUCCCGGCUAUUGUUCGUGAGGCGGCGGACGCACGGUGUCCCGUCUCCCCUGGUUCAUCUCCAGUAGCUGAACGGCUCCGCGUCUCCUCGCUGAUUUGCUCCGCUCAACCUCUCGGUGUGGAUAGGAUGACUUCCUGGCUCCGCGCAUACGGCAGCGUCCUUCUGUGUCUCCUGCUGUGCUCCUUGGUGGUCUCUGUCUGCGCAGAAGACUCCAGUACCGGUGGCAGUGCGUGUUGGUCGCCGAGCGCCACUUCUUGUACAGAUUGUCUCCGACGUGGACCGCAGUGUGCCUGGUGUUUCAAAGAGGACUUUCUAAAUGGUGCAGGCGUGAGCCAACGCUGCGACCUGCCAGAGAACCUGCGGCGGAGGGGCUGCGGACCAGAGUUCAUGGAGCAGUCAGAGGUCAAGGUGGAGGUCAACGCCACCGUCAGCAGCACGCAAGUGUCCCCGCAAGACAUCAGCAUCACCCUCAGACCAGGCUCAGAGGCAAACUUCAUUGUGGCUGUGAAGCAGCUGGAGCGUUAUCCUGUGGAUCUGUAUUAUCUGGUGGAUGUGUCGGCUUCCAUGCAGGAAAACCUCGACCAUCUGAAGACGGUGGGGGUAGCUCUGUCCCUUCGUAUGAUGGAGCACUCCUCAGACCUUUGGAUGGGUUUCGGCUCGUUUGUGGACAAACCCGUCUCCCCUUACAUCAAUGUCCAUCCCUCCAAGAUCAACAACCCCUGCAGUGACUACGAGAUCCGCUGUCGCCCAGCCCACGGCUUCCACCACGUUCUCGGUAUGACUGGGAAUGUCAGCGAGUUCACACGCAUGAUCAAACGCCAGCGCAUCUCCGGUAACAUGGACACACCAGAAGGAGGACUAGAUGCUAUGCUGCAAGCUGCUGUCUGCCAGAGGGCGGUGGGCUGGAGGCCGGAGGCGAAGCAUCUGCUGAUGCUGAUGACCGACCAGACAUCUCACCUCGCCCUGGACAGCCGGCUGGCGGGGAUCGUCGUGCCGCAUGACGGCCUGUGUCAUCUGGAGAACAACGUCUACACGGCAACUACCGAGAUGGACCAUCCCAGUUUGGGUCAGUUGUCUGAAAAGCUGCUUGAAAACAACAUCCACUCUGUCUUUGCUGUGGAGAAGCAGCAGUACCAGUGGUAUGAGGAGCUGGUACGUCUCCUACCUGGCGCCUACCUGGGGAAGUUGGGCCUCUUCCAGGCCCCGAGCAUUAUCGAACUUGUGGUGGAUGCAUACAAGAGGUUGUUGUCGGAGGUGACGGUGUCAGUGUCAGUGGAGGACAAGGCAGUCAGCAGGUACUGGGUGUCUGUGUCUCCUAUCUGCCCCGAUGGGUCCACUGCUAACGGCCAGAGCUGCUCUGGGGUGAAACCGGACGAGACGGUCUACUUCAACAUCACGAUUGGCCAACGCUCCUGCCCCGAUGACGGCAACGAUGAAGAUAUAACCGUGAUGGUCCACGCUGUGGGCUACAACGAGUCCACUGUCGUCAGGAUCCACUCCAAAUGCGGCUGCAGCUGUGAACACUGCGGUGACAACGAGCCGCCGCCAUGCAGAGGGACCCAAGGUGGCAGCGGCCUGGAGCCGAGGCAAGACCAAGGACUGAUUAAGGAAUCAAACCAGGACUGCAGAGCAGCGGGGUCUGAUGUGGACUGCAGCGGCAGAGGAGUGUGCGAAUGCGGGAGAUGUGUGUGUGAGCAGAGCAGGCUCGGGACAAUACACGGGAAAUACUGUGAGAUGGAUGACUUCUCCUGCCCGUACGAAGGGGGACUUCUGUGUGGACGACGAGGCGUGUGUGUGUCAGGUGAGUGUGCAUGCGAGGAUGGGUGGACGGGCGAUAGCUGCAGCUGUCCCGUCUCCACGGCGACGUGCCAGGCGCCAAAUGGCUUGGUCUGCAGCGGGCGGGGCAGGUGCGUGUGCGGCGAGUGCGUGUGCGACGACCCCCAGUACUCCGGAGACUUCUGCGAGAGAUGUCCUGCCUGCCAAAACACCUGCCUGUCACACUGGAAAUGUGUGGAGUGCCACCUUUCUCACGGCCUAAGGCAAAAAGAGGGGGAGCACUGCAACAGCACUUGUGCACCGCUGGUCGGCUACAAGGACGACGUGUCAGGUCAAGCAGAGGAGCUGUGGAUUCAGUGCAUGUACAUCAGCAAUGACAGCUGUCGCUAUCGGUUUCAGACCAGCUCCCAGACUGGUCAGAGUCAGCUUCACAUUAGCAGGAGGCCAGAGUGUGUCAGCAGUGGGCGGAUGGUGGGAACCUUCCUGAGCGUGUGCGCCCUGACGGUGCUGUGCGGGCUGGUGGUGGUGGCCAUGUCCCGGCUGCUGCUGCAGAAGAGGGGCUGGUCUCCGGAGGGCGCCGCUGAAGACGGAGGCCCCUACCACUGCACUGUAAAGGAGCUGUCAUACAAGCCUACAACCAAUGAGAAGACUGUCACCUACAGGAGGGACCAUCCACCCGACCGCCCCGUGGAGAUGCACAUCCAAGUUCCCAAGAUGCCCCUUGGUGACCCCUGGCCUUGCUAGACAGAGGUCAGAGUUCAUGGUCAAAAGGAAAGCCGUAGAGACAAACAGAAGAUGAACCGGACUGAAGGCUUGUUUUCAGCGUCUUAAACCUUCGUAGAUCUUCAACUCUUUGCCGAUGGCAGACCAAACUAUGAAAUCUCCAUAUUUGAAAAAAAAAAAAAAAAGAACAGACCAAAACUGUCACAGACUGUGUGACUAAUGUGGCCAGUAUCCUGGAAACUGACAUGAAACAAAGAGCACAAGUCCCCCCGACAUCUCCUGCAGCAGGGAGGCUCCUUCUUCUACAGGGUAAAGGGUGAUCAUUCCUUGCUUUUUAGCCAUGCAGCAAUUACUGCUCUAUCUUGUGUGUGUGUGUGCGCGCACGUGCAUGUGUGUAUGUGUGUGUGAGUGUGGUGCAGGCAGAAACAUGUAUGCUUUCUAUUUAUAAUUUUAUAAUGAAAACACUACAUUAAGUCACGUGAACACACCAUCCGCCUAACGGUACUGUCUCCCUGUCUUAGUCUGCCCUCAUGUGGUCAACAUAGCUCAUGGCAUUCACAUUACUGACCUCAGCUGCGUUGUCUUGGGUACUGUACACCAGUUACUCUGUAUUUCUUUUAUUUUAUUUUUUAUUUGUAUUAUAUUUUCAGUCAUGUGUAGCAGGGUUUUAGCAUUUUACAUGUUUCUCUGUUUUUAUGUAUUUGUUCAUCAAUCAACUGCAUUACAAAUUCGUGGCAUUUUUCUAUCAUGAUGGGCUAGAAUAUAGUUUUCUGUGAUUGUCAGUUAUUAUCUGGAUAGACUUGCACUAGUACGGUUGUUUUGCAUUAUACUACUGAAAACUGUGUUGUCACUGGGGCGGGAGAGUGUUAGUGGUGGGUUUGAGAUGAUAUAUGUGCUGGGCAUUAAAAACUAUCUAAGUGCAUUUGAAGCUAAUGUAACAACUCCACUGGAACACUGGAAUGACAAAUACUGAUAUUCAUAUUUAAAGCACCGACAUACUAACAGUUAAUGGUAAAUGUAUCAUCGAACCCCUGAACAUGUGACCUCUAUGUGAGAACUGUGUCUGUAUGUACCUGCUGAUCAUCCAUUCUACCGACUGCCCAGACAACUUCCGACUCUCAGACUAACUCUUGAACAAAGCUCCAAACCAACUUUGAAGAUCAGAGGCGGGAUGUUACUCUCCAGGCCUCUCGAGCACUAAAACAGAUCUUCUCAGUGCCACUUGCAUUGCAUCAUGUGAGACUUUUACUCGCCCCGAUCUCUUUCCUCUUUUUGAUGACGUAAUGUUUACAGCAAUAGCUGCUCUCUUUUACUGUCAGAUGAGAACACUAAUUAUUAUUUAUUGUGAUUGUACGAUAUUAUUUUUUAUUUGACAUGUUUACGCUAUUUUAUGAGAAGCCUAUUCGAGUCACAGGUACUGUCUCUAACCAUGGGAGUAGUUCAGCAAUAAGAUAUUAAUCAUCUCAUCGAUCUGGGCUUUAAGCUCAGAGUAACAGCAGCACUUUUCUAUGUAGUUUUUCUGCCAGUUAAUGUGACCAUUGUGUAGCAUGACUGCUUUUCAUCAGAAUAAAACGUGCAAAAUG